Messenger RNA from Chelmon rostratus (copperband butterflyfish), 3744 nucleotides. It is a transcript of the gene smc1b, whose product is annotated as structural maintenance of chromosomes 1B. Gene Ontology annotation, biological process: sister chromatid cohesion. Bases 1 to 3744 code for a protein of 1247 amino acids. The record is from RefSeq and is a predicted model, not a curated record. Gene Ontology annotation, molecular function: ATP binding; DNA binding; protein binding. NCBI's taxonomy places the organism in Eukaryota, Metazoa, Chordata, Actinopteri, Chaetodontiformes, Chaetodontidae. Gene Ontology annotation, cellular component: cohesin complex; chromosome; nucleus. The transcript is spliced from 25 exons.
AUGGUGUAUCUGAAAGAACUUCACGUACAAAACUUCAAGUCAUGGCGAGGGAAUCAAGUUAUCGGUCCGUUCUUGCCAUUUACCUGUAUAAUUGGCACAAAUGGCUCUGGCAAGUCCAAUGUGAUGGAUGCCCUGAGCUUUGCCAUGGGGGAGCGGGCUGCCUCUCUCCGGGUGAAGCACCUCAGGGACCUGAUACACGGAGCCCACAUUGGGCAGCCGGUGCGCGACACCGCCAGCGUUGCCAUGCUGUUCUGCGGCUUCGAUGCCGUGGAGACUGUCUUCUCCCGGACCAUCACAGGUGACUCCUCUGCAUAUCACAUCAAUAAUAGACUUGUCACUUUCACCAAAUACAUGGAGGAGCUGGAGAAGAUUGGCAUUGUGACCAAAGCCCAAAACUGUCUGGUGUUCCAGGGUGCAGUGGAGUCCAUAGCUUUGAUGGACCCAAAGGAGAGGACCAAGAUGUUUGAGUGCAUCAGUCAGUCGAGAGAGUGUGCUGCAGAGUAUGAUAAGAAGAAAGGGGCCAUGCUGAAGGCCAAAGAGGACACGCAGUUUCACUUCAACAAGAAGAAAUCUGCUACUGUCGAGAAGAAAGAGGUGUCUCAGGAAAAAAUAGAGGCCCAGAGGUACCAGGCGCUGGUGGACGACCUUCACAAAAACCGCCUGCAGCUGAGCUUGGCUGAGCUCUACCAAAAUGAGAAGGGCAUCAACACCCUCAGCAACACCCUGAGGGAGAAACAGCAGACUGCUGCUGCGAAGAACAAUGAACUGGUGAACGGGGAGCAGCUGGUCAAAACCUGCAAGAAAGAACAUGGACGCCUCACCAGAGAGCAGCAGCAUGUAGAAAAGGAGAUCCGUGCCCAGGAGCAUGUCCACUCCCAGUGCAGGUCCCAGUACAUCAAAGCCAAGGUAAACACUUCCCAUCACAUGAAGAAGGCAGAGGAAGUCCAUGGUUCACUUAGGAAGAGUCAGAAGCUGAUGGCUAUUAAAGAGCAUGAGCUGGCAGAGGCACGACAGGAGAUCACUGAACUAGAGAGAACCUGGAGCAACUAUGAGAAGCAGGUGCAGGAGAAGGGAGCCUCCUGGGGAAGAGACAUUCAACUGGAUGAGGAUCAGCUACAGCGAUACAAAGAGCUGAAGGAGCUGGCUCGAAAGCAGGGGGCCAUCUUAAGACAGCAGGCAGAGAAGCUGCACUGGGAGGUUAGAGCGGACUGCGAGAAGAUGGCUUUUGAUAAGCACAAAAAGAAGGAAGUGAAGGCCGCUAUCAGGAACAACCAGACUCAGCUGGGAAAUUUGACAAGCAGGGUAGAGAAGCUAGAGGAGUACACCAAGAACUGCAGCUCAUCCCUUGAAGAGUUCCGUCAGCGAGAAGAGAGCCUGGGUGCAGAGCUGCAGCGUGGCUGCCAGCGCACCGAGGAGGUGAACCAGGAGCUUGGACAGGUGGUGGAGGAGCUGAGGAAUGCACGUUUGGACACCCAGGAGAGCAGACGCCAGCUGCAGCGCAAAGAGAUGCUCGAGAAGCUCCGCAGACUAAACCCUGAGAAUGUGUAUGGUCGUUUGUCUGACUUGUGCAGCCCCAUCCAUAAGAAGUACCAGAUAGCUGUCACCAGGGUGUUUGGCCGCUACAUGAAUGCCUUAGUAGUGACCUCGGAGAAAGUGGCCCAAGACUGUAUCUGUUUCUUAAAGGAGGAGCAAGCUGAACCUGAGACCUUCUUGCCCAUUGAGUACUUGGAUGUGAGACCUCUGAAUGAGCGACUGAGGGAGGUGCCAGGUGCCAAGAUGGUUGUUGAUGUUGUACAGGUUAACGCUGCCGCAGGUGCUGCCCAGCUGAGGAGAGUGGUGCAGUUUGUCUGUGGCAACGCCAUGGUGUGUGAAACCAUGAAAGAAGCAAGGAGUGUGGCUUUUGACAGGCAGGAACGCAUUAAGACAGUAUCUCUGGACGGGACGCUGUUUGCACAGUCAGGUGUGAUCUCUGGAGGCUCCAGUGACCUGCGGACCAAAGCUCAUUGCUGGGACAAGAAGGCCAUGACGCUGCUGAUGGAACGCAAGGACCAGCUGACUGCAGAGCUGCGUGAUUUGAUUAGACUGAAGAGGAAGGAGUCAGACCUGAAACAGAUCAUUGCUCAGACUCAGGGUGCAAAGACCCGCCUUAAAUACUCCAAAAUUGAGCUGCAAAAUCUUCGGAAGGAAAGCAUCCUGAAAUGCCAAGCGGAGAUUUCUCGAAUGGAGAGUGAAUUAGCAAACCUGUCCUCUCAAAUCCAGAUGCAGCAGGAGGGUGUUGAGGUAAAGGAUGCAGAGAUGAAGAAGAUCAGAGACAGGAUUGACCAGAUUGAAGACUUGGUGUUUUCUGACUUCUGUGCUGACAUCGGUGUGGACAGCAUUCGAGAAUAUGAGCAGGAUCAUCUGAAACAGCAAACAGAGCUUGAGAAGAAGCGGCUGGAGUUUGAGAGUCAGUAUGCUCGCUUGAAUGUGCAGUUGGAGUAUGAACAAAACCAACUGGAGCAGGAGAAGAAGAAGCUCCACAAGAUGGAGCAAACCAUCAACAAUGAGGAGAGAAUCAUAGCUGAGCAGAGGAAGGAUGAGGAGAAGCUGCUGGUGGCGAUGGAGGAGGAUCAGAAGAAACUGCUGGAGCUGAAGAACCAGCUGCUGUCAAAGAAGAGCCAUGUUGCCGCUGCCAAAUCUGAGCUGGACCAGAAAACCCAAAGCGUCCAAGAGAUCAACAAAGAGUUGGCGAAGCUUCAGCGGGAGGUGAUGACUGCAGAGACGGCGUUGGAGCAGCAACGCUUGGCCAGGCACAACUUGCUGCUGGCCUGCAAGAUCCAGAAUCUGCCCAUCCCUCUGCUGUCAGGAAGCCUGGAUGAAAUCAGUGAGGUGCAGCUGGACGCAGAAUCUGAAAGCACUUCAGCCACCAUGGACGUCUAUGAGAGAGAGGCACAGCUAGUCAUUGACUACUCUGGAGUGGAGGCAGAACUGAGGAGUCUGCAGGCAGAGGAGGAGGUGGGGGCCUACUUGGAAAGGCUGGAGGAGUCAAUUUCUUCCACAGAGGGAAUGCUGCAUCGCACCACUGCCCCCAACCUGAAAGCUCUGGAGAAGAUGAGGGAGGUGAAGGCCAAGUUAGAAGGAGUAACAGAAGCCUUUGAUGCCAGCACCAGAGUGGCCAGAAAAUGCAGCCAAGAGUUUGAGCAGGUCAAAUCCCAACGCUUCUGCCUCUUCAGCCAGUGCUUUGACCAUGUGUCUGCCCUGAUUGAUCCGACCUAUAAAAGACUGUGCAGGAACAGCAGUGCCCAGGCCAUUCUGAGUGCAGAGAAUCCGGAAGAGCCGUACCUCAGUGGCAUCAACUACAGCUGUGUGGCACCAGGGAAGCGCUUCAUGUCCAUAGACAAUCUGUCGGGUGGAGAAAAGGCCAUCGCUGCCCUGGCGCUGGUGUUUGCCAUCCAAAGCUUCCAACCUGCUCCCUUCCUCAUCCUGGAUGAGGUGGAUGCAUCCCUGGACAACUCUAACAUUGGCAAGGUGACCAGUUUCAUCAGAGAGGAGACGAGGCAGAACGCGCAGAUCAUUGUCAUCUCCCUGAAGGAGCAGUUUUACUCUAAGAGCGACGCCUUGCUGGGAGUCUACUCAGAUUUUGCUGAAUGCAUGUUCAGCCGCAUGCUGACCCUGGACCUGCGGUCCUACCCUCUGGUUGAAGAAGACAGUGAGAAAGAGCCGGACACGGAGAGGACAGGACCUAUGUAUCAUAGAAUCAUCUGA